GUUAGCGAUACAAGCCGCGUGUUCGAUCAGCUGUGUUCGCUCGCAUAUUUCCGUGUUCCACCUGACGAAGUUGGCGAGCUCCGAGAUAUCACGAUGACGAGCAGCGUGAAUGCAAAGCAGAUACGGCAAGCUUACAUCGACUUCUUCAAAGGCAAGGGUCAUGAAUAUGUGCACUCAAGCUCGACGAUACCCCACGACGACCCGACUUUGCUUUUCACCAACGCCGGAAUGAAUCAGUUCAAGCCAAUAUUCUUAGGAACAGUUGAUCCCAAUAGUGAUAUGGCAAAGUGGAUACGGGUAGUAAAUAGUCAGAAGUGCAUUCGAGCUGGAGGCAAACACAAUGAUCUGGACGACGUUGGCAAAGAUGUUUAUCAUCAUACAUUCUUUGAGAUGAUGGGAAAUUGGUCCUUUGGCGAUUAUUUUAAAAAAGAGAUAUGUGCUUGGGCUUGGGAAUUUUUGACUGAGGUAUUAAAACUAUCAGCUGAUAGAUUGUACGUGACAUACUUCGGCGGUGAUGAAAAGAAUGGAUUAGCUCCUGAUGAUGAAUGCAAGAAUCUAUGGCUUUCUCUUGGAAUACCUGCCUCGCAUGUCCUACCAGGAAGUAUGAAGGAUAACUUUUGGGAAAUGGGCGAGACUGGACCUUGUGGACCAUGUAGCGAAUUGCAUUAUGAUCGUAUCGGUGAUAGAGAAGCAGCUCAUCUUGUAAACAUGGAUGAUCCCGAUGUAUUAGAAAUCUGGAAUUUGGUGUUUAUUCAAUACAAUAGGGAAUCAGACGGCAGUCUUAAAUCAUUACCAAAAAAACAUAUAGACUGCGGCUUGGGUUUAGAGCGAUUGGUAUCAGUAAUUCAGAACAAACGCGCUAAUUAUGAUACUGAUCUGUUCGUGCCUUUGUUUGCCGCGAUUGAGAAAGGUACAGGUGCCCCACCCUAUCAAGGUAGAAUAGGUGCCGACGAUAUUAAUGGAAUCGAUAUGGCGUACAGAGUUCUAGCUGAUCAUGCUCGAACUAUCACAAUUGCUUUGGCAGAUGGAGGAAUGCCUGAUAACACUGGUCGAGGAUAUGUGCUAAGGAGAAUUUUACGGCGCGCUGUGCGCUACGCAACCGAGAAAUUAAAUGCUAAACCGGGAUUCUUUGCAUCUCUUGUAAAUGUAGUAGUAGAUCUUCUUGGUGAAGUCUUUCCAGAAGUAAAAAAAGACCCGCAAGGUAUUAUUGAGAUCAUCAAUGAAGAAGAGGCUCAGUUUUUGAAAACUUUAUCACGGGGUCGCAAUCUGUUGAAUAGGACAAUAGCAAAACUGGAAUCAACUGACAUUGUACCAGGUGACGUCGCAUGGCGUUUAUAUGAUACUUAUGGUUUCCCGGUAGAUCUCACUCAACUAAUGACUGAGGAGAAAGGAUUAAAGAUCGACAUGGCAGGCUACGAAGAAUCUAAGAAACAAGCGCAGUUAAUUUCUCAAAACAAAGCCGGUGGUGUAAAUGAUCAAAUUAAUUUGGAUAUUCACGCCAUCACUGAAUUACAAAAGCAAGGCGUCAAACCUACAGACGAUUCUCCUAAAUAUAAUUACAAAGUAACAAACUCUGUUAAAUAUGAGGAAUACGAAUUCGCACCGUGUAUUGGUACUGUAAUCGCACUAAGACGCGCCAAGACUUUCGUCGACAAAGUAUCUUCCGGCGAGGAAGUUGGAAUUCUAUUGGACAGGACAAAUUUUUACGCGGAGCAAGGAGGACAGAUAUUCGAUGAAGGAUUUUUAGUGAAAGUUGAUGAUGAGACUACAGAGAUUCGCGUGAAGAACGUUCAAAUCAGAGCCGGUUAUGUAUUGCACAUUGGUACUGUCGGCGAAGGCACGUUAAAGAAAGGAGAUAAAGUCCACGCGAACGUGGACACGGAACGUCGACGGUUCGUAAUGGCUAAUCAUAGUGCCACACAUGCCUUGAAUCACGCGCUUAGGAAGGUCUUGGGAACGGAAGCCGAUCAGAAGGGAUCAUUGGUUGCACCUGAGAGGCUUCGUUUUGAUUUUACGAAUAAAGGGCCGAUGACAGGAGAGCAAUUAAAAAAUACGGAAACAAUUACCAAUGGCAUGAUUAAGGAAAAUAAGAAAAUUUAUGCUAAGGAAAGCAGUUUAGCUGUAGCGAAAACUAUUCAGGGUUUGCGUGCGAUGUUCGAAGAAACGUAUCCGGAUCCGGUACGUGUUGUUAGUAUGGGCGUACCGGUUGAGAAUCUAGAAAAGGAUCCCUUGAGUAAAGCCGCUCUUGAGACUAGCGUAGAAUUUUGCGGGGGAACGCAUUUGCAUUAUACAGGUCACAUAGGUGAUUUUGUAAUAGCUAGCGAAGACGCUAUCGCUAAAGGUAUCAGGCGCAUAGUAGCACUCACUGGACCAGAAGCAACGAAAGCUAUAAGAACGGCGACAAUUCUGCAAAAGCAAUUAUCACAACUUCAAGCAACAAUUGAAGCUGAUAAGUCUGGGAUGAACUCUAAGGAAUAUGUAAAGAAAAUAGUAGAACUGACAGAGGAGAUAUCGCAUGCUCUCAUUCCCGCAUGGCAGAAGGACAACAUGCGUAACAUGUUGAGAGAAUUAAAGAAAUCUCUCGAUGAUAAAGAACGAGCAGCGAAAGCUGCCGUCGCCAAUACGGUUGUAAAAACUGCUCAGUCUAUAAUAGAAUCCAAAAUCGGAUGCGAAGUAUUGGUUCUGAUGCUAGAGGCCUACAGUAAUACGAAAGCUCUGGAUUCGGCAUUGAAGAAAAUCAGAGCUAUAUCUCCAGAAACUAGUGCCUUGCUUCUAAGCGUUGAUCGCGAUGUCAAGAAGAUAUUUGCCCUCAGUUCUGUUCCCAAAUCUGCAGUGUCCAAAGGAUUGAAGGCGAAUGAAUGGAUCCAGGCAAUUGCAGGUUUGAUGCAAGGCAAAGGAGGUGGAAAACCUGAAUCUGCACAAGCUUCCGGUACCGAUAUAACACGUGUGAACGAAAUACUGAGCAAAGCUAAUGAAUUUGCCAAUCAAAAGCUUGGGAUUUCAUACAAUAACACUGUUAACAAUGCUUGUAAGACUUCAGAAACUGAUAUUCGAUUAUUUAACACGGGAUCUCAAUCGAAACUGGUACUUUAUGGGAACAUUGGAAGCACUAAAUGCUACUUGGCACAAAUAAUUGCACAGUAUAGUGGCAAAUGCUUAACUGUUAAGCAAAUUGAAAAUGAUAAAUUAUGUUCUAGUGGCAUAAUAUUAGAAACAGCAGAUGUCACAUUAUAUGGAAGUGAUGCUAUUGCAUUCUUUUUGUCUAAUUCGCAGUUACGGCGUGAUGAUGAUUUGUUUGCAUCCAGUCAAGUUCUGCAAUGGAUGUAUUAUGCGCGAAAUCACAUUUUACCAGCGGUCAGUGGUUGGGUGCUUCCGUCGUUUAGUAAUUCGGUAUCAAAAGAUACGAAAGCAAAUAUAAAAAUUUCUAAGGAAGAACUUCUUUGCGCUCUAAAACAGAUGAAUAACGUACUGUGUACAAAGACGUAUUUGGUUGGGGAAAGGAUCACUCUUGCAGAUAUAUCUGUUUUUACCGCAUUACUGCCUCUGUAUGAACACGUGUUUGAUUCACAUUAUAGAAAACUAUAUUCAAAUCUAAAUAGAUGGUUCUCGACAAUCCUAAAUCAGCCGCAAGUAAAAUGUAUAGUAAAAAAUUUUACAUUUUUGUGAGGAAAGUAUGCGCUAUUAUAAUGAUCUAUAAUGGCGUCUAUAAAGACUCUCGUUUUAUAAACGUUUUUAUUAUAUAAAAAUGCUGUAUUACAUAAAUAAUUCGCUGUUUUCUUCUGAUGUAUUAGCUUUAAGAUUAUCAUACAAUGUUCUAAUCUCAUUUAAUAAAGUGGAAAUAUUAGUUCCUAUCUUGGCAGAGAUAGGAAUUAUUGGUAAAUU
Pogonomyrmex barbatus (red harvester ant) is the source of this 3882-nucleotide messenger RNA. RefSeq names its product alanine--tRNA ligase, cytoplasmic (gene AlaRS). Gene Ontology annotation, molecular function: ATP binding; nucleic acid binding; aminoacyl-tRNA deacylase activity. Gene Ontology annotation, cellular component: cytoplasm; mitochondrion. NCBI's taxonomy places the organism in Eukaryota, Metazoa, Arthropoda, Insecta, Hymenoptera, Formicidae. Gene Ontology annotation, biological process: alanyl-tRNA aminoacylation. The record is from RefSeq and is a predicted model, not a curated record.